AUGUAGUAAAAAAACAACAAUUUGUUGGGUGAUUCAUCUCUAAAUACAACUGAUUAGAAAGUAAAUGGGCAAUUUCUUCAUUCAUUCAAAAGGGAUGAUUAAUUAAAAAAAUCAGAUUACAUCUUGAAAAAAUCCAGUCUAUGCGAAUUUGAUGAGUUAGAAAGUUUAAUUUGUAAUGAUAGUGUUAAAAUAAGAAUUUUGAUAGGAUAGGCUGGAUGUGGUAAAAGUAGCAUAGUAAAGAAAAUAACUAAUUUAGCUGAAGUCUAAGUGAGCGAUGGGAAAGAUUCAUGCACAUAAAAUUGCAAUAUUUACAUAAAAGAUAAAAUUAAAUACAUUGACACUCCUGGCCUUAACGAUACUAAAAGGAGUAGAGAAGAAGUUUUACUUGAGAUUGUUAAAUACCUGUUUUCUUAAUAAAUCAAAAUAUGUUAACUAUUUUUCAUUUAUGUAUCAAAUAAAAAGCUUUAGACUUAGCAAAAUGAUAUCAACGAGUUAGUCUACACUUACUUCUUAUAUGAGUUAUUUAAUAAUGAUAUUAAUCCAACCACUCUUAAGAGUCUUAUUACUGAAUUCUUGAAUAGCAAUAACUUUUUAAAGUGGUUUUAGUGCAAAUAUCAUACAGUUAAAGAUAAUUAUAGUUGCAAAAGAAUUGAAAUUUACAAAAAAAAAGAUAAAGUAUUGAAUUAUAUUCAAUAUGCAAACAGCCAUCAUAUUUUCGUUUCCACUCAUUUUGAUAAAUUAUAAAAAGAAACAUUUGAUAAACGCGAUGAAUACAUGCUAAAUUCUCUGAGAUAGUAAAUUUGGUCAAACAUUACAGAUUCUGAACUGACUAAACUCAAAUCAUAUAAAGAUGACAUUGAGCAACAAGAAAAUAGUUUAAAUGAAAAAAUUCUUAGAAUUGUAGAACUUGCAUAACGCUAUUAUUAAGUUGAUAAUAUAUAAGAUGUACAAAAUAUUAUUAUCAUAGGUGAGUCUUAAGUGGGGAAAUCUUCUUUGAUUGAGUAACUAACUGAAUAUAAAGGACUUGUAGGGGAUUCUACAAAUUCCAAAUCUAGAUUUUGCGAAAUAUUCCCAGUUAUAUAUAACAAUGUGAGAUACAACUUUAUUGAUACUCCAGGAUAUGGAGGUACUGAGAGCAGAAGCAGCUACUUUGAUAAUUUUAAAUUGAUAGCUGAUUUUCUUAGAAGGAAUAAAAUAUUAGAAUUUAAAAUUCUAUUUGUUAGAAAUGCUGAUAUAGAUUGUAGAGAAAAUUCUGGUUAAAUUAUAAAACAAUUUGUUCUUUUCAUUUAAGAGCUAUUUGACUAGGAAAUUACUUUAGUAGACUCAGAUAAGCUAGGCGAAAUCCUUGAAAAUGGCUUUGAGAAUGAAAAAAGCCAAAAAAAUAUUAGACAUAUCAAGGAUAAAAUUAUUUAAGUUGAGAGAUUGAGUAAUAAUGAUCGCAUAGGUGAAAUAUAUUUCAAUACAUUUGAAAUAAAGAGUGUUUAAUUUAAGUGUAACUAUAGGCUUUUUGGAUAACUCCAUACAAUAAAUGGAUAUGAAGAUAAGCUGUAAAUAGAGACAUUAUUCAAGGCUAUCAAUUCUAUUGAGAGCUUUUCUUUUGAAGACAAAAUAUUAUUGAAAAUUACAAAAUUUUAGGAUUUUUAAGUAAUUACAGAUCCAAAUGAAUAUAAGAAAUAAUACCAAAGGAUAUUUCUUUUAUAUUGUGAGCUCAACAAAAUAACUACAUAAAUGAACGAAUGUUAAAUCCCAUCAUAAGAGCAAGAGCUAAUACACUAAAAGAUAAAAAUUUAAAAGGAAUUAGAUACCUUAAACUUUGGAUUGCUUACUAAUUUUAAUAAAAUGGAUGAAGUUAAAAUUGUUUUUUAACAAGUUUUUAGUUAAAACUCUAUUAUAUAAGAUUAAGAUUAAAAUAUGUUAAAAAACAACAUUCAAAGACACUUUUUAAUAUUGUAUUAAUGGAAUUCUUACUCAUUCCAACAGGAACCCUCAAAUGAAAAUAUUUUACUCUCAAGAAAACAGCUUCACUUUUGGAAUUUAGUUUAUCAUCUUUAACCAGUUAUUGAUAUCUAAUAACACAGGUAGACUUUGGAAGAUCUAGCCAAAUUAAAAGUGAUCAAAGAGAUUACUGCUUAUUAGACUAUUUAAAAUGGGAUAAUUGAUGCUUUUCAAUACGAAGACUAAGAAAAUUUAAAUUUGACCAUUUAGUAAUUUUUUGAAGCCAUGGAUAAAAUUAUUGGAGUUGGGGGAGAAGGGUUUAGAAAUAUGACAUACUUCAGUUAUAACUCUAAGUUAUUAAUAACUUCCUUCAAAGCUAUAAAAGAGGUCAAUAAAAUUUUACUUGCUUUAAAUGUAGUUGCAUCACUUGCCAGUAUUGGAUUUGACUUUUCUUCUUAUUAAAAGAAAUACAUUUGCUCUUAAUAGAUGAAGAUAAAUACAGCCUCUAAUGUUUUAAGUGGAUUUCUUGGUAUUGCUGCUUUUUUAAUCCCUGGAGUAGGAUGGAUUAUUGGUGGAAUAGCAGCAGCAAUAGGGUUAAUAGGAAAUUUGUUUUCUAAAUUGUCCUUUACAAGCAAAAAAUAGUUUGAUAAAACUAUUGGAUUAUUCUUUAAAGAUUUUCUAAACGAAAAGAAUAUUAGAUUAUUGUAUUUUUAAAAGGCCGAUUUUUUAAAGAAGAAAUAUUGCAUUGAAUUAUUUUCUCAACCGUAGCACAGCGAUGCUUAUAAAUGUUAUAGAGAGCUCGAAAAUGAUAAUUUUAUAAGCAACAAACAGAUUUUAUCAUAUAUUCACAAAGGGGCAUAAUCUGAAAAAUAACUAAAGGAUAAAAUAUCUUAAUAUAUAUUUAAAGAAUAAAUAAUAAAUAAAUUGUUCUUUUAAUUUGAUUAGGUUAAAUCAGAUUAAGUUAAAACUUAAAUUUCAGAAAUUGAGCAAUGUAUUCUUUUUAAUGAUUAAAUUAUUCUAACCUUUUUUAAUCGCUUCAAAGUAGAGGAUUAAAAAAUAUAUGAGAAAAUAUAUUCUAAAAUCUACAAAAAAGAAGUUAAAAAAAUUUUGAAAUAAAAAAACCCUACGGAUGAGUAAUUAGAUCACUUCAAUAAAUGCAUGAAACAGUACUCUGAUGAUCUUAACAAUUUUGUAGAAUAAAUUAAAUAAAUUAAUAAAAGUUAUGAGGAAUAUAUUAAUUUUGCUAAUGGACUAUUAAGAAAAGGUAACAAUUUUGAAAUUCUAUUCAAUAGCUAUUGUAAUUUAGCUGUAGAAAAGCAAAAAUAUUUAUGUUAACAAAACUUAAUUACAGAAAUUGAGUUAUCUCAACCAGAUUAAAAUUCCCUUGUAAUUAAAAAAGAAUUUCAAAAUAAAAAUUUUUUUAAACUAGACCAACCAAUCUCAAUCUAAGUUAUAUUAAAUUAAAUUUCCUUGUUGUGUAAUUGCGAAACUUUCAUAUCUUCAAGGUAUUUGUAAAAGUUCAAAGGCAGAGAAGAGCUUAAUCUAAGUUUCUGUUCUUAAGAAAAUAAUAUGGAAAAUAAUUUAGAAAAAUCUGUAGAUUUAUUAUCAUUUUUAAAAGAAAAAACAUCUGAAGAAGAAUUUAUGAAAUGUGUUUCCAAUUCAUUUUAGUAAAUAGAUACAGCUACUAACACAAGAAUAUCAUCCUUCUAUAGAGCCUAUUAUUCUAUAUAAACAAUAUUCAAUUAAAUAAAUUAGAAAGAAUGA
Molecule: messenger RNA, 3699 nt
Organism: Tetrahymena thermophila SB210
Lineage: Eukaryota; Ciliophora; Oligohymenophorea; Hymenostomatida; Tetrahymenidae
Product: 50S ribosome-binding GTPase
Exons: 1
Molecular function (GO): GTP binding
Source: RefSeq, a predicted model, not a curated record